Ictalurus punctatus (channel catfish) is the source of this 4292-nucleotide messenger RNA. RefSeq names its product phospholipase C, delta 4a (gene plcd4a). Gene Ontology annotation, molecular function: calcium ion binding; phosphatidylinositol-4,5-bisphosphate phospholipase C activity. The coding region runs from base 688 to 2943 and encodes 751 amino acids. The record is from RefSeq and is a predicted model, not a curated record. Gene Ontology annotation, biological process: lipid metabolic process; intracellular signal transduction. Lineage: Eukaryota; Metazoa; Chordata; Actinopteri; Siluriformes; Ictaluridae. The transcript is spliced from 17 exons.
UCCGCGGACAGUAAAUAUAACCCCGGUUGUAGAAAGAUUAGUAUAGCAGGUUGUGUACAACAUUUGUUCAAAGGAAACAAAGGAAGGAAGAAAAUGGGUCACAGUAAAACAGAACGCACGGGUUAAGUGGGACCUCAUAGUUUCUUACGCAACCGAGCUCUCCGGUCUAAAUGAGCCUUUACAGAGCGCGUGAAAUGACUGACUCCGGUAAUCGGAGACGCGCGCGCGGUCAAUAAACGACCGGCUGGAAAAGCAGCGCCGCUAUUGUCCUCGCGCGCACGAGCGGCUCACGUGCGCAUUCUGCGUCUCGCGAUGGAUAAACUAACGCUCUGAGAAAGUGUAAUAUCUCUCUCUCUCUCUCACCCACCCCUGAGCUUCCUCAGGCUUACUCAGAGAAUGGAGUAGCCGUUAUGCUAAUCCGGUUCUAACUGGAAUUUGUCUGGAGGACGCGCGAGGCAGGAUAAACGGAGGAGAGGAGGACGAAUGUGUGUUCAUCUCUCUCUCUCUCUCUCUCUCUCUCUCAAUCUCCCUCCCGCCCUACGUGUGUGUGUGUGUGUCAGUCAGUCAGUCAGUCAGGGCGGGACUCAGCUGUCCGGUCUUUAUCUCAGGCAGUAUGUCACCGGAGUGGAAAACUUGCACGCAGUUAUGAGUGUCCCGGCCGACCGCUGAAGUGUGACACGGCAGCAGAUGGCAGCUACGCUGAGUUUCCUCCGUGCCCAGGUGGAUACUGACCUGCAGUCCAUGCAGGUGGGCUCUGUGAUGCGGAAGGUGAAGUCACGCACCUGGAAGAAGCAGCGCUAUUUCCGCCUGCAGGACGACUGCGCCACCAUCUGGUACAAGAGCAAAAAGGCGGGCAAUGCCCAGUCUACGUUCUCCAUCAGCGACGUAGAGGCCGUUCGAGAGGGUCACCAGUCCGAAGUUCUGCUCAGCAUCGCAGACGAGUUCCCACCCGAUCGCUGUUUCACGCUGGUGUUUCGCGGCCGCCGGGGCAACCUGGACCUGGUGGCCGAGUCGGCGGAGGAGGCGCAGUCGUGGGUGAACGGAGUGCGCAAACUCAUCAAGAACCUGGAGAACAUGGACCAGAGGGAGAAGCUGGACCAGUGGAUCUGUGACUGGUUCAAGAAGGCGGAUAAGAACGGAGACGGCAGGAUGAACUUCAAGGAGGUCAGAGACCUGCUGAAGAUGAUGAACGUGGAUAUGAACGAGCACCACGCGCUGCGCCUCUUUACGAUGGCGGACAAGUCGGAGUCGGGCGCUCUGGAGGACGACGAGUUUGUGCUGUUCUAUAAGAUGCUGACGCAGAGGGAGGAAGUCCUUGCCGUCUUCCGGGAUUUCUCCACGGACGGACAGACGCUCUCGGUGCGGGAACUGGAGGAGUUCCUGCAGGAGGGACAGCUGGUGCAGGACGACACGCAGCAGCACGCCAUCGAGCUCAUCCAGCGCUGCGAGCCGUCUGAAGCAGCUAAGCAGCGUCAGGCGAUGACGAUCGAUGGCUUGCUGAUGUAUCUCGGCUCAUCCGAAGGCUCCAUCUUUAACCCGGCCAUGCAGCAGCUCUACCAGGACAUGAGCCAGCCCCUGUGCCACUAUUUCAUCUCCUCGUCCCACAACACCUACCUGCUGGAGGACCAGCUACGGGGACACAGUAGCGUCGAGGGAUACAUAAGGGCUCUGAAGCGUGGCUGUCGCUGUGUGGAAGUGGACUGUUGGGACGGUCAAAAUGGAGAACCAGUCGUUUAUCACGGACACACCCUGACCUCCAAGAUUCUCUUCAAAGACGUCGUCACUGUCCUGGGCAACUACGCUUUUGUAGCAUCUGAGUACCCAGUGAUCCUGUCCAUAGAGAACCACUGCAGUGUGGAGCAGCAGAGAGUCAUGGCUCGUCAUCUCACACACAUCCUGGGAGAGAAACUGCUGAGGAACACCCUGCGGGGCAAAUCCAGCUGUGAUCUGCCCUCACCUGAGGACCUGAAGGGGAAGAUCCUGUUGAAGGGGAAGAAGAUCGGAGGCCUGGAAGGGAACCUGAGCGGUGUUGUGGAAGAGCUGAGCGACGAAGACGACCCGGCGGAAAUCGAAGAAGAGAAUCAUCACAACGGCAGUAUACGCCGCAAAAGCAAGAAAUCAGGGCAGCAUUUGUCGAAAGAGCUGUCGGACUGUGUAGUGUACUGCAGGAGCGUGCGCUUCAACGGCUUCAAACACUCGCGCGUCCACUCCAGGUUCUACGAAGUGUCGUCCUUCACCGAGUCCAAAGCCAGGAAACACAUAAAGGAAGGAGGAGCGGAGUUUGUGUUUCAUAACGCACGUCAGCUGACCCGUAUUUACCCCAGCGGCCUGAGGACCGACUCCUCCAACUUUAACCCACAGGAGAUGUGGAACGCAGGGUGCCAAAUCGUGGCUCUGAACUUCCAGACGGCCGGAGUAGAGAUGGAUCUGAACGACGGUCUCUUCAGUCAGAACGCCCGCUGUGGUUACGUGCUCAAGCCGGCGUUCAUGCGACACGCUCAUACCCGGUUCGACCCGGAACACCCGCAGAACCGAGACGGGUAUACCCCUCUCGCUCUGGCUGUACAGGUGAUCAGCGGUCAGCAGCUGCCCAAGGUGAACCUGAAGGAGGGCUCCAUCAUUGACCCGUUGGUGCGAGUGGAGAUUCACGGAGUCCCUCAGGAUCAGGCCAAACAGGAGACGCGGCACAUCGAGAACAACGGUUUUAACCCCAUAUGGAACGACAUGCUGAACUUCACCGUUCACGUACCUGAACUGGCCCUGGUGCGCUUCGUGGUGGAGGAUUACGACAAAACGUCAAAGAACGACUUUGUAGGACAGUACACACUGCCUUUCUCCUGUCUACAACAAGGUUAUCGUCACAUUCACCUCCUGUCCAAGGACGGCACUAGCAUCCCUCCAUCCUCACUCUUCGUUCACAUCAGGAUUAAAGACGCAACUUAAUACCUGAUCUGAGCAGAAACACUGUCUCGGAGGGAUAACACACACACACACACACACACUCCAAGUCUUCCCACUCAUCCGAAUGUCAUCACUGCUACCACACACACACACACACACACACACACUGAACCAUAACUGCAGCAGGUGCUUUUUAGUGUUUGGGUUUUUUUGUUUUUUCAGUUAGAAUUAUUAUAUUUUAUUGUAUAGCUUUACGCUGUCUAGACGUAUGAGUUGUAAUAGUGCGCCAAAACUUUUUUUUUUUUUUUAAAUCCUCCAUACAUUCAGGAGACAUGCGUGGAAAAAAAAAAAAUUCCAGUGUUGAUGAUUCUACAGCGCUGUGCAGUCCGAUAAGCAACAUUUUUUUUUGUUUUGUUUUGUUUUAUUUUUUUAAACAUUUUACUUCUAAGCUAUACGACUUAAGUCACAUGACUUACUGCUAGCUAUAUGACUUUAUCUGGACCAAGCAUCCUAACGUCUUGAUAUUUUAUAUAGUUAAAUGAUUAAAAGACGUUGGUUAUUCAAUAUGGUGAGAACAGUGUUGCUAGGCAACAUGGGAAUUAUGGGACCCCGAUCAUAAGCUGGGUAAUGACUUAUGCUAAUGAUCUAUCUACUUAGCACGUAGCUGUGAAGUAUUUUGUACAGACAACGGCAACAGAAACGGUAGUCACAUCGACAUUUCCCUCCGUUUUCAAUUUCUGAGGAAAAAAAAAAGACGUAUGUAAUUACACUUAGCAUAUUUUCCACCAUUUUGCGAAACCUCAUGGAACAUUGUGUGUGUUCUCAUAAACAGUGACACACAUCGUGUAUCCUUUAUUAAUACUAAUAUUAGUGCUAGUAUCAUCAUUAAUAAUCAUAAAGUCCCUAAUACUUUAUUUUCCUGCAGUGUUCUGACCUUAAGUAUUAAUAAGAUACGUGCUAAUGUUAAACUCUAUACGCUAUUGUAAUAAGUGCUGCCAGUAUGUUUCGCUCCCGAGUAGGCGGCGUCAUUGUGACCUGAGUAUUCUAAUAUUUCGUUUUUUGGUGUUUUUUUUUUUUGGACACGUUUGAGAUGCGUUCUAAUUGAGUAUGAUGUUAAUAUACUGUAAAUAAACAUUUUAGAAAACGAUAACAUAAAUAGAUCAUAUCGGGACAUAAAUACGGGCUAUGCUAGGAAAGGUUCAUAGUUUCUGCUCUGAUUUUGUAUACUCACGCAAUAGUGUUAUUAUUUUUUUUAUACGCCGUGCUGUUAACACGGUUUAUUAUAAAUGGUCCUAAAGGAUUCGUACGCCUGCUGUUUGUACAGACGCGACGCCAGGCGUUCAUGUGAUCAUUGCCACACACACAGCCGAGAAUAAAGACCGUUUUGGGUA